This is a messenger RNA of Haliotis rubra (blacklip abalone), 3024 nucleotides long. RefSeq names its product filaggrin-2-like. Lineage: Eukaryota; Metazoa; Mollusca; Gastropoda; Lepetellida; Haliotidae. The record is from RefSeq and is a predicted model, not a curated record. The transcript is spliced from 8 exons. The coding region runs from base 103 to 2793 and encodes 896 amino acids.
AGGAGUGGAGAGAGAAGGAAUGCUACACCUGUAAGAGAUGGUAUAAAGCUACUACAGCCUGGUGCCAUCUGCGGCAGGAAUAAAGUUGUAUCGGAUAUUGAGAUGGACAGAGGUCGGGGUGCUAGUGUCUCUGAAACUGAGAAGGAAAGAGAUCGGGGUGCUGGUGUCUCCAAUACUGAGAAGGAAAGAGAUCAGGGUGCUGGUGUCUCUGAAACUGAGAAGGAAAGAGAUCGGGAUGCUGGUAUCUCCGAAACUGAGGAGGGAAGAGGUCGGGGUGCUGGUGUCUCGGAAACUGAGGUGGAAAGAGGUCGGGGUGCUGGUGUCUCCGAAACUGAGGAGGAAAGAGGUCGGGGUGCUGGUGUCUCCGAUACUGAGAAGGAAAGAGGUCGGGGUGCUGGUGUCUCCGAACCUGAGAAGGAAAGUGGUCAGGAUGCUGGUGUCUCGAAAACUGUGGACAGAGGUCGGGGUGCUGGUGUCUCUGAAACUGAGAAGGAAAGACGUCGGCGUGCUGGUGUCGUGGAGACUGAGGUGGACAGAGGUCGGGGUGCUGGUGUCUCGGAAACUGAGAUGGAAAGAGGUCGUGGUUCUGGUGUCUCCGAAACUGAGAAAGAAAGAGGUCGGUAUGCUGGUGUCUCCGAAACUGAGAAGGAAAGAGGUCGAGGUGCUGGUAUCUCCGAAACUGAGAAGAAAAGAGGUCGGUAUGCUGGUAUCUCCGAAACUGAGAAGGAAAGAGGUCGAGGUGCUGGUGUCUCGGAAACUGUGGACAGAGGUCGAGGUGCUGGUGUCUCCGAAACUGAGGAGGAAACAGGUCAGGGUGCUGGUGUCUCAGAACCUGAAAAGGAAAGAAGUCGGGGUGCUGGUGUCUCCGAAACUGAGAAGGAAAGAGGUCGAUGUGCUGGUGUCUCGGAAACUGAGAUGGAAAGAGGUCGUGGUGCUGGUGUCUCCGAAACUGAAAAGGAAAGAUGUCGGUAUGCUAGUGUUUCAGAAACUGAAAAUGACAGAAGUCGGGGUGCUGGUGUCUCCGAAACUGAGAAGGAAAGAGGUCAGGAUGCUGGCAUCUCGAAAACUGUGGACAGAGGUCGAUGUGCUGGUGUCUCGGAAACUGAGAUGGAAAGAGGUCGUGGUGCUGGUGUCUCCGAAACUGAAAAGGAAAGAUGUCGGUAUGCUAGUGUUUCAGAAACUGAAAAUGACAGAAGUCGGGGUGCUGGUGUCUCCGAAACUGAGGAGGAAAGAGGUCAGGGUGCUGGUGUCUCCGAAACUGAGGAGGAAAGAGGUCGGUAUACUGGUGUCUUCGAAACUGAAAAGAAAAGAAGUUGGGGUUCUCGUGUCUCCGAAACUGAGAAGGAAAGAGGUCAGGAUGCUGGUUUCUCGAAAACUGUGGACAGAGGUCAGGGUGCUGCUGUCUCGGAAACUGUGGACAGAGGUCGAGGUGCUGGUGUCUCCGAAACUGAGAUGGAAAGAGGUCGGUAUGCUGGUGUCUCCGAAACUGAGAAGGAAAGAGGUCAGGGUGCUGGUGUCUCUGAAACUGAGGAGGAAACAUGUCGGGACUCUGGUGUCUCCGAUACUGAGAAGGAAAGAAGUCGGCGUGCUGGUGUCGUGGAAACUGAGGUGGACAGGGGUCGGGGUGCUGGUUCAGCUGAGAAAAGGAAAAUAGACAAGGCUUUUGGAGAGAAGCGUGGAAAUUGUUUUGGUGGUGGAAGAAAAUGGAGGAGAGAUCAAAGUACCAUUGGAGGUGGAGAUAGAGGAGACAUUGAUGAGGAAAGUGGAGGAGAAGACGUUGAUGGAAAGCAGGGAGGAAGGUGGGAGGGAUUUCAGUAUAUGACUAGAGACGGAGGAGGCGCUGUGGUCGGUGGAGGAAGAGAAAGACGGUUCAGAGAUGGCUCUGUUGGUGAAAAACAGGGCGAUUGUGGUGAUGGCGGUGGUAAAAUAUGGAAGAAAUACCAUUACAACACUGAAGGAAUGGAUAAAGGAAACGAUGACGUUUGCGGAGGAAUAGAGGUGGGACUCGGAGAUGGUGCUGUAGUGGGAAUGCAGGGAGAAUGUGAUAGCAAUGAAGACGAAAGGAGAGGAGAUCGUUGUACUGGAGGAAGAGAAGGAGAUGGCACUGUCAAAACAGCGCAGCCACAAUACGUUGAUGGUGGCAGAAUGCGGACAGGAGAUUACAUCAAAAGAGAAAGAAUUACGAAAAGAGGACAAAGACUGAGCGUAGAUGAUGGCGACGGACACAGAACAGAUGCUGUUGAUGGAGAUGGACAGAACCUGGUGGUGGACAUCGUUGCAGAUGUUACCAAUGUGCAGAACGGCCAUUCCAACAUCAUAGUACAUCAAACAGUACAUGUCAAGAAUCUGAUUGUAAUGCCAAGACGUGUUGGAAGAAGAAGGAAGCUUCGGCCAAGGUCACGGAAGGUAGCCACAAGAUGUACGCAGACCGUUGGUGAGGUGGCCAAGGUCACACGACGUUCACAGACUGUUGGUGAGGUGGCCAAGGUCACGCGACAUACACAGACUGUUGGUGAGGUGGCCAAGGUCACGCGACAUACACAGACUGUUGGUGAGGUGGCCAAGGUCACGCGACAUACACAGACUGUUGGUGAGGUGGCCAAGGUCACGCGACAUACACAGACUGUUGGUGAGGUGUCCAAGGUCACACGUCAAACCAAGUCUGUGAGACGCUACUUGAGGCCACACUGCCAAGAUCAGAAGGUCAAAGAAAAUCUCACGAUUUGGUUCCACGUUUUAGUUCAAAUCGAGAUCCUGGUGGUCCUGAUUGUGAUAAUGUUCAUGCAGCAUUAAUUCAAUCCUAACAUUUGCUGCAUGUAAACGCGUGCGCAGGAGGGUGUAUAACAAUUCAAGAGUGUGUUAUAUGCCGGAAAUGUGUAAAACAGUUGUUUUACUUGAAAUAGGUAUACGACACGUUGAUUUUGCAAGUAAUAUUAUAAAAAUAGAAUUCAGAUUGAAUUCAUACCUUCCGAAAAAAUAUUUAUGAGAUUUAUGUUCAACUAAGUGAUUUACCUAUUUGUAAAC